Toxoplasma gondii ME49 is the source of this 5466-nucleotide messenger RNA. RefSeq lists its product as hypothetical. Lineage: Eukaryota; Apicomplexa; Conoidasida; Eucoccidiorida; Sarcocystidae. The coding region runs from base 2087 to 5137 and encodes 1016 amino acids. The record is from RefSeq and is a predicted model, not a curated record. The transcript has a single exon.
GGAUAUGGUUUCGCAUAUUUUGUGCAUCUGGGAGGAUUUCUUAUCACGACAAACGAAGGACGACGGUGUAGUUUGGGAGUCUCGGCCUGUCCAGUUCGUGUCUAGGAAGCUUUCUUUAACCGUUGAAAAGCAAGCAGCAGACAUGUAAAACCGUUAGAAAGCAACUUGAAAAAAGCAAGGCAAAAUCGAAGCCGCCUGAGAGGUGCUCCGCGAAAAACUCAGACGCACAGUUAGAGACAUGAGAAACUCGUUUUUCCAUUGAGGAAAUCAUCUGAGGCAGUUCAGUUACCCUGCCGGAAGAAUUCUUCUGAGGAGCUCCUGUCGACGAAAGAUUCGCAGAAUGCCGAUGUGUAGUCGAUACAACAGGAUAACUUGCCGAUACAAUGUAGACCCCGUCUCCCUCGUGGAUAAUACAGUUGAACAGUAUACAUACAUAUGCAUAUGCAUGUACGUAUCUAUGUAAACGUAGUCAGAUGGAACAGGUGAGUAAAGAAGACUCACGUAGGAGCAGGUUCUUGCCUCCAUGUUUGCGUGACAUUCUGUAACUGAAACCGGAAUUGUUAUUGGUGUACAAUGCCCACUCUCUCCAGAGUAUUCUUUAACUCGAACUGGGGCGCGAAGUCGACAGAAACUUAGGAAACGAAAACGUCGCGGUGAGCAGUGACCCUUUGAGUUGUCUUUCCACUCUCCCACUGCCUGGUCUGGCACUCCAGCAUGUUCUUCGGGUACACAGAAGUUCCGCAGAAACCAAGUGGAGAAACAUUCGAUUUGCCUGUCCCUUGCCUCUUCGUUUUCAGACUGGAGGUCUCUCGACAGUUUUUCUUGUGUAAAAAGCCGCCCAGUGAAAGCGUGGUGUGCAGCACCCAGGCAACCUCUUCUUUGAAUCUACCUCACAACUAGAGUCCUGCUCAGUAACCAAAGUCGCAGAUUGACCCUGUUGCCUCGACUUGCCCUUCUUACUCGUGAGCGUUGAAGCCUGUCCAAUAAUAGUUUUCUCCGUUCUAAGUGGUGGAUCACGACAGACGCAGUCAGACGCUUUUUUCUCGGUGGCUGGUGAAACUUUCGAAGCGGCGGGCGGGAGCCUCCUCCCGCCAGUGCGCUGCGCGCCUGCCUGGAGUUCUCUCCCUUUUGGCGGGCAGGUUUCUUCCGUUUUCUUUCCAUUUCCCCACGCUGUGUGAGCUAACGUUUCUCCCGUUCCUUUCGCCUCGUGAAAAACGGCGUCUUUCUGCUCUCUUUUCCCCGCUUCCCUUCGUCAUGGGAGCGGUCGAGAUCCCUGAACGACAGCGAGCGCUGUGCGCGCCAGUCCGAGACGGCGCGCGACGGCGACCCAGUUUUUGGUGGAGUUUCUCCUCCGUGUGUGCCUUCGAGAAAAGACUGGCCAGUUCCCUUUUUGUCUCUCCAGACGUUUUUUGACGCGGAGUGUUCGCUGCGCAUCUUCACCUUCGAACUCUGGCGAUCGUCCUCUAACUCGCGGUCGACGCGUCGAGAGAAGCGCGCACACUGUCCAGCGCGUUCUUGGUCUCACGGCAGCACAGCUAUGUCCGACGUCAAAAACUGCGGAUUCCUCCUUUCUCAACAGCUUUUUCUCUCAGAUCUCUUAAUCUUUUCUUUGCCUUUCUCUGUGUACGACCUUUCUUUUCUCUCUUCUGUCUCCACCUCUCUGUUCCAAUUUUUCCGAUCACGCUCAGUCCACCUCGUCCAGCCCCCUCUCUGUCUCCGGUGACUCGCGUCUCUCGCUAGCUCUUCGCUUUUGACGUUCCGCUGCAGAAGCCCUCGUGACCGCCAGUCUCCUUUUCUCUCUGUCGCUUUUCUCGCUUUUUGUCUUCGCUCCUCCGGCUUUCUUUCUGCCUUCGUUCCUCCCGCAUGUCCCUGGGCGUUUCCGACUGCCUCUGUCACGCUGUCUGCCCUGCCUCUCGCGCCUGAGAAGAACUGCCGCCAGCGUACACCCGAAAGCAGAGAGAGGACGCCUCGAUGCGCGCCAGCCUUCUCUCUCGCGACAUACACAGACAGCGUUGCGGUCCCCGCAGCGUCCUCUUUCCUCCCCCAGCGCCUGUGUUUCGCUGCCACAGCCGACCUCGCCGCCGCCAUGGACGUCUCGGCCUCCGCGGCUCGCCGUCUCUCUGGAGAGGGGCCAGAGAAAGACGAGGAAGCGGCCACCGCGUCUGAGAUGUUCCUCGACGCGUUAAUCGCCGACACACUCGACGAGAUGGACCGCCCCUUCUCUUUCUCUUCGCGUCUCCCUUCUCCAUUCCGGACUCCCGCGUCUUCCUUCUCUUCUGUCGCGUCCUCGGAUCCUUCACAGCCGCGACCUGCCCGGUCUGCAGAGAAGUCAACUCGGGAGGAAGCGACUGCGGAGAGAGGCGCGCUCUCUGCAGGGAGUUCGAGAACAGACGCAGAGAAGCACAGCGAGGAAAGGAAGCGAGGCAGCGCGGGUGAAGCAAAGAGAGAAAAGGGAGAAAGAGGGAGAGAGACGACCGCACAAAAACGAGAGAGUGAACAUGAAGAUCUCAAGGAAUCGAUUCUGUCUCUCUCGUCGGAUCUUGCGCGGUCCAUCGAAGCUCUCGUUGAGGAGGAAUUUUUCGCAGAGAGACCGCUGUCGCCUCUUGUCCUUGCCCCCAGACAAGCCACCCGCUUGCCGUCACCUUCUCGUCGAGCACAAACAGAAGACGACGCCCUGCCUUCCCCCUUGGGCGGCGAAGGCGAGACAAGAUGGCCGGUUCUUCGUGGAGGAGACUCAAAGCAUAGAGGCAGACUCAGCGCGGCUGACAAGGACAUCCGUCGUGAAGAGAUGACGAAGGCGAAGGGAACGCGCGAGGAGAACGCACCUGCUGCUGAGACGCCUCCGCUCGUCUCUUCCUCGGGCGUACGUACACACGAGAUCAGUCCGUUUUCGUCCGAGGCGAGCACACAGGCCGAGCGCCGGUCGACUGACGGCGCGUCGCUCGGCUCGGUGGAAGACCAAGAGAGAGAUGAGAAAGAGAAAGGUUUUGCGUCGCGGUCCUCAGCGACUCUCGAGAAGGUCCUCGGCGAAACUUCGUCUGAUGUCCCCGCUCUCUCUUCUGCGCCUUCUUCUCUCUCUUCCGUCUUUCCGCCUGGACGACAGACGAGAAGCGACGGCAUGUCCACGCACUCGCUCAAAUCCAAAGAUGCCAUCCUCGACUGUCUCGACGGCCUCGCUGCGCAUGCAAACGCUCUGGCCCUCCUCGGUGCUGAAGGGGAACCCGCUGGAGGCGACGAGGAGGGCAUAUCGAAAAAGAGGAGAAAUGAAAAACUUUCUGCGGCUGCGUUCCCGCUGGCGCCAGCGGGGAGGAAACGCGAGGAACGCGUGACUCUGUCAGAGCUCUCAGUUGCCCUGGAAGCUGCUCUGAAGGAGCUGGCAAGUGAUGAGGAGGAAGACGAGGAAUACCAAGGCGAGAAGGCGCCGGAUGUCGCCGCAGCGGAGAUUCCAGGAUGGAAGAGACUGCUUUUUCCUUGGAGUCGCGACUCUGUCGAAGCGAAGGCACUCGGCGAGAAGACGCCUGGACGACCGACGCGCGCAGAGGUCCUAACAAAAGAGGCGCAGCCGCCACACAAGGAGAAGGAGGAAGACUGCAGUCUCUUGGCCUUCCUGGAAGAAGCCGGAGAAGGCGUAGGAGAAGAUGCAGAUCUCCUGUUCGUCGCUGUAGGAGAUCCUUUUCGUCGCCUUCUGGGUGCCCUCGAGCCGUGGUUAGAGCGAGAAGGAAGGCAGCUCACGGAGACCGACAGAAUGCGCUACAUGCGGCAAAUUCAGGUGUACAGACAGCUGGUUGCGUUGUGCACUCCAGCCGAAGCAGCGAGGGAUGGAGAAACUGCUGUCGGGAGGGAGAGGUCGAGAGACAGGUUAGCGACACAGGCACGAGAGACGAGUCAACCACAGACACCAGUGGACGAGAAUCAGACCACAGAAGUGAAGGCCGCCGCCCACCGCCCUUUCUUUUGCUUGACCAAGAACGUAGCUCCUCCUUCGUUCCCCGUCUCCCUCCAUGGUGCGGAGUCUUCUUCUCGCUCUUCCUCGUCUUUCGCCUCCUCCUACUCGUCUCUUCUCUCUUCAUCUUCCUCCCUUCACUCUUGCUUGCCGUCUCUCUCAUCGCCGUCCUCUGCUCUCCCUGCUGCUUCCUCUGCAUCUUUAUUAUCCUCCCCGUCUGCUGCCGCUUCUUCUCGCGCUGUCUCGUCUCCCGUCGCGUCGCUGUCGCACGCGCUUCCUGUGGUGGGGAAGUUUGCUCGACUGCAGGCGUUGUUGGAGGAACUGCGAGAGUAUGGAGAGCCUCCAGAGGCAGUCUUGGACGCGUUGAUGCCUGACGCCGAGAACGCUGAAAGAAGCGAACUCUGCCCUGGGGUACCUGGCGAGAGAGGAGACGCCGCGUCUCCUCCUAUCGGAGAAAAGGACGAAGCGACGUCUGCUGGAACAGGUCGUAGAGGUCACGGGGACUUCAACUCUCCCUUUCUCUCCAAAUCGUCUCGCAGAGAAGAACAGAACGCGACGCGGGAAGCAGACACACGCCAGCCACCCGGCUCGCCUUCUACCUUCUAUCCUGUCUCUUCCCCAGAGUUCUCUUCUUCUUCGUCUUCGUCUUCUACGUCUUCUUCUUCUGCUUCUGCUUCUCUCUCCUCUUUCUCCGCUUCUUCUCGUCCUCUGUUUGCGUCUUCUGGGGAGAUGACUGCAGGCACAGCUCCUCGUUCGACUCUGCAGCGAGAGGAGGAAGAACGAGACGCAGAGGUGGAGAGAAGAAAGAAGGCAAACGGAGUGCAAGCUGGCGCGAAGAAGAAAGACAGACCAGAAGAGAAGGAGGAGAGACGAGAAGAGCAGGCAGAGCCGAGUGACGCGGAGAUCCUCAGGGAGUUGCUGGGCUUUGUCGGCGCGCUGGAGACGCAUGCAGGAGGGGAAGGCGAGAAACUUCAGCAGCUUUUGCAGGAACCUCUCAAGAAGCUGCUGGAGGGAGACCUGAGUGAAGAAGAACUCUUGACCUUCGUUGCGAGUGUCGAGUCAGACCUUCCUUCUGAGGCAGGCGGGAAGCGAGAGAGAGAAGAGACGAAGAAAGAGAAACGCGAGAGAAGGACGAAGGAAAGAAGCGACGAAGGCGAGAGGUCGAAAGUGGAGGACGGCUGCCGACAGCAGUAGUGAUCGAGAGAGAUCUGACGAAGGACAAACGCAGAAAAGAGGAAAGUCGAAUGUUUUUUAAAAACUGGUUUUACUUCGUUUUCUUCGGUCUCCCUGUUUCUCCCUCUCUUUUCCCCUGUUCCGUUUUGGGGCAGGAUUUCUCUGUGCAUCGUCUGCCGCAUCUCUGGCCUAGUGUCUCGUUUUUCUCUCCACUUUCUGUACCUUAGGCAUCUUUUUUUGUUGUCGAAGGAAAGAGGUCGUCGCUUUUCCUUCUGCCAAGAACGGCGUAUCACAUUCGUCUCUGGACAGAUCGAAUCCUUUUUACAGGCACCCUCCCAUGCAUGCAUGCU